This is a messenger RNA of Schistocerca gregaria, 15511 nucleotides long. It is a transcript of the gene lgs, whose product is annotated as protein BCL9 homolog. Gene Ontology annotation, biological process: positive regulation of transcription by RNA polymerase II; canonical Wnt signaling pathway. Gene Ontology annotation, cellular component: beta-catenin-TCF complex. Gene Ontology annotation, molecular function: transcription coactivator activity; beta-catenin binding. Bases 166 to 4113 code for a protein of 1315 amino acids. The record is from RefSeq and is a predicted model, not a curated record. The transcript is spliced from 9 exons. Lineage: Eukaryota; Metazoa; Arthropoda; Insecta; Orthoptera; Acrididae.
AUAUCUCUGGUAUACUUAUUGUGAUCAAAACUUCCAAAAUGGCUUGGUGAUGUGUUUCGCUGGCGGUGAUUGUAAACAAAUUUGGGAAGUCCUUUUGUAUAAUGCCAGAGAAUGAGAGAUAUGGAGAUUUGUUACUAAUGGUUUACGUCAGGUGAACCAAGAAAAAUGAUAAAAGAGAGCAAAGACUUGCAGCGGGAAAAUGGAAGUACACCAAUUGUGAAAACAGAAGCGGCUACUCCUACUGGUGGAGGGCCAGAGGCUGAAGCGGCAGCUGCAGCAGCUGUUGUUGCAGCAGUAUCUGCUGUAGUGAAGGAAGAGGCACAGGCGGAAGGUUGUCUCAAUGGUGUAGGAGUGGAUGAGGCUGAGCAGGUGGUAGAGAAACCUGCUGAGCCAGGACCGAGUUCCCAGCAGCCAACACCAGAAACAAACUCUGCUCCUGUCCCUGAUUCCACAACACCUGUAGUUCCUGAUUGCCCAGUGAAAGUUGAAGAAGCACCAGUUACUGAAAAACUUGUACCAUCAGUUCCAAUUAAAACUGAGCUGAAUGGCAGUGGUAGUAGUAGCAGCAGCCAUGAUUUUCCUGUGACAACAGCCCCUCCGUCAGGCGGAGGGUCCACUCCGACAUCGACAGAUCACUGUGAACCUGGACUACCCAUGAGCAUGGGUCUCACCACAACUACUGGACCACCUCCAAAUGGAGUCCAACCUCUGCCCAGUAAUGUAAUUAACAAACAGCCAGGCAGUAUGGAGGCACAGUAUAUGCAACAGCAAAGCCAAAUAUUUGUAUUUUCCACCAACUUGGCCAACAAAUCUGCUGAUGCUGUUCUGCAAGGUCAAUACCCAUCCAUCAUUGCCUUUCAUUGCGCACAGCCAGGAACCAAGAAGUACUUAGAGAAACACCCACUGAAGAUGAAUCAGUUCAGCCGCCAGAACCCUGCGCAGUGGCUCAAUAACCUGGUACAAAUGAAGCAGAAAGGAGGGCCGGGGGGCUUGAAAGGAAGCACCACUCCACUACCUGAUCCAUGGCUGCAAAGUACAUGUGCUGGCAAUACUGUGAGUAGUACUGUUGGCAACAGCAGUGUUACCAGUGGCUCUGGAAUGGGUGGUGCCAACAGUGGCAGCAGUGGCAAUAAUGGGGCCAGCAACAACAACAAUGCUAACAACAAUAAUGCCACAAGCAACAACAACAGUGUUACUCCCACUAAUAGCAGUACACCAAUUGUCAGUACGAGUGGCAUCUGCACAAGCAACAACAAUACUGCAACAAGCAGCACAAAUACAAACAUUACCAAUGCUGCCCCUAGUAGCUGUAGUACUUCUGUAGCGAGUAACAAUGGCAAUAAUGUAAUGAUCCCUCCUUGCCCCAGCAGCGGACCAGUAAAGGAUACACCGUGUCUUAUGGGAGGAUCACCAACUGCAAAUCCUAUGAUGCAUCACAGCCCAAGUGAUGUACAGCAACCGUCUCUGACAGGUGUUAAAGUUCCUGAUGAAAAUUUGACCCCACAGCAAAGGCAGCAUAGGGAGGAGCAGCUAGCUACCUUGCGUAAGAUGCACGAAAUGCUGUUCCCUGGGGAGCAUCAAUCUCUAAUGCCAGAUGGAUCCAUGUUAGGACAGCCAGCAGACAGUGUAGCAAUGCAAAACUUGGUGCUUAUGCCACAGAAGAACAUGGGUGCUACAAAUCACGUUACACCGACAUCUGCCGCUGCACAAUUGGAAUGGCAUAAAUUGCAGCAGCAGUUUUAUGAAGAGAGAAAGAAGAAGCCUGUGAUGACAGGUGUUGGCAGCCCAGGAGGUGCAGCUAGGGCAGCUUCGGGCCCUGCACUGUUGAGGUCUCAGGGGCCACCUCCACCAUAUCAUCCGACGACUAGGUCUGCAAGUGUCCCAACAGCCCUGUCUUCUCCAACCCCCGGUUCCCCAAAUAACCCUACAUCAAACUUGUCUUUGCCAUCGCCACGUGCCUCAUCAGGUAUAAACUCUCCUUCUGAUUCGAACAGUCGGCAGCAGUUCAGUACUGGAUCAGCUCGUCUUCCUGGAGCAGGACCUAGUCCAACAGGUCUUCACAACACUCCUCUUGAUUCGCCAGGUCCAAGUCGUCCACUUAAUCCGAGCAAUCCUGGGACACCACUGUCCACUCAUCUGUCACCGACAGCAGUUCGAAAAGAAGGCACUGAUUUUACAGGACAGCAGCAACCUGUUGACACUAUGUUCUGCAGAACACUUCAAACACUUGCCCAGCAGAAGCAGCAGCAAAUUCCAACUCAACCUCCUAAGGAUUCAAGCCUUAUUUCAGUGCCAUCUAAGGAGCCAAAUCUUAUGCCGGUGCCAUCUCCACAGCAGAUACAGUACCUCAAUACUUUUGAAGGGCAAGAAUUAACUAUUCAGAAGCAACCAAACACAAGCUUGAAGGAAAGCAACAUCAGUUCUCCUUCCUUACCUCCACCAAAUUUGGAUGGAAACUUACAAGGCUCGUCCUCAGAUAUGAACACUCGUAUGUCUGGGCCUGCCACUCCUCUUACACCAACGUCUGUGGAGUUAAGGUACCCAAGUGGAUCUGGUGAUACUAGAUUUCCUUUACCAAGUCCACACACGCCAGGAUCAGAUAACAAGGCUCCACGCCGAACACCAGGAAUGGAUGGACCUGUGAAAGCACCGCGCCCUGAGGAUGGAGCACAUUUCCUUAGCUCCAGUCCAUUGAAUGAUGGAAUGGGUGCGCUAAGGUUUCAGAAUCCCAAUGGACCACCAGGAAGUUCUCCAUCAAUGUGUAGCCAGGUACCAGGAUUUGUACCACAACAGGCACAGCCGGGUGUGGGUGGUGUAAAAGUGACAUCUCACUUUUUAGAUGUUUCGCCAUCUGGUGGAGGACCACCUGUUGACAUUUCACCAACAACUGGAGGCAACUUCCCAUGUCUGCGAUCAGAAAAUGUGCCUCUGAAUCCAAAUGUGAGUGGCAGUGUUUCUUGUGAUGGUAAGAUGGCUCACUUUGACCCUAUCACGUCAAUGGCGCAAAUGAGUCAGCAGUUGACGAGCAGUGUGUCAAACUCACCAAAUCCACAGAAUCCUGUAAUGGUAGGCGGACCUGGUGUGAUGGGUUUUCAGCAGUCACCGGCCCAUCCUGGAGAUGUGGGACCUUGCCAGGAUGGUGGACCUGGUGGGGGUUUUGUGAGUCUCCAAGUGCAAGGUGUGCCACCACACUCAUAUAGCCCCAGUGGUGUUUCAGGGCAAGGAGGAGCAGUUCCAUGCAGUGUGCAGCAUCCUGGAACUGUUGGUUCUCCCAAGUCUGGCAACAUGUUGGGGUUAGGUCCACCAAGGGGACCUUCUCCUUACAUGGGAAAUCCCUGCCCACAACGUGCUCCUGGAAGACCCCCAGCUCCAGGAACGUAUGGUCACACAAAUGUUCAGGUAAAAGCAAGUACCCCUAAUACGAUACAGUACUUACCAGCAAAGCCACAGACAGGAGCCCCAGGGCCGAGAGGACCACCGAGUCUUGACUUCCUGCAGCGAUUUGCCAAUCCUCUAUCCAGCUUAGAUGGCAGUGUUCCUGUCCAUAACCUGCAGUAUUUUCCUGGAACUGGUCAACCAAAUGGUAAUGGAGUGCGAAUGGGCAAUGUGCCCCAUUCUGGCCCUGGCUGUGGAAAUGUAGGUGGCCCAGUAGUCGGUCCCAGUAGUCCUGUUGUUGGUGUGAAUCUACCAAUGUCAGGUGGAAUGGUUGUGGGCCCUGGAGGGCCAGGAAUGGGAGCAGUCCCACUGCGUGGAGGCCUGCGUCCAAGUGGAAUGAUGAGGAUGAGUGGUGGAAUGCUGGGAGUUGGGCCUUGUUCCGGUGGUGAACAUCCAUUUGUGCCGGGUCCAGGCCCUGGCUCACAGGUAUUUGUUCCUGGACCAAAGUCCUCACCUAUGGGGUUAGGUGGUGCACCAGAUGCAAGUCAGCCAUUACCACCUUCAAUGGGACAAGCAAACAAUUUCAAGAAUUCUCCAUUCAUGGGUCCGACAACAGCUGACCCCAAUUAUGCCCAACAGUUCCAUAAUUUUCAGCAACAGUUGUAUGCUACCAACACUAGAAGUCAGAUGAGCAAUCAGACUCUUGGUCCAAAUCAAUCAUUUUUUGUUCCAAAAUGAGCUUUUGGAUUGUGUGAAGUAGUUCACAGUGUGUUGCCAUUUUGGAUUGUGUAUUUGAAUGGUAAAAAUACCAGCACAUCCGUUGUGAAUAUGCGUGUGUGGUGUAAGAAAGAUAAUCCCACUGUUUCAACCUGGAACAGUGAUCAACGAAAGCAAUAUGGAUCCCAUUGGUCUGUGAAAGUGAUAUUAAUAUUCUGUUUAAUUGCCAUGUUAAACAACUUAUCAUAUUAAUUUAAACAUUGUAAAAAUUAGAACCUGAUGUCUGUUCGUAAAUUUUGUCUGGUGUUUUACAGAAUAUUCGUACUGAUAUAUAGUACGUUACAGUUGUAUCUUUGUUUAUUUACAGAGGGCAAAAUCACUAACCGUGUUGAGCUUAGACAUUUGCAGUUCUCUUUGAAAAAAGAUGGUGAAAAUCUCUUUAUUUCUGUUUAAAGUUUGGGAAUGUAUUUGAAAACAACUGGUUUGUUUUACUUAGCAGUUUUGUGAAACACUAGAUACGUAUCUUGAAAACUGUCAUAUCAAUUGUAUUUCAUACAUUUAUCUUCAAACACAUGAACUUCAUGUGUAAAUUAAAUGAUUUCCGUGUUGUUCCAUAAAUCAAGAGUUAAUGUUUUUGUGUCUUGUAAAUACCAGAUUUGUAUAACAGUACAUGCAGUUUGUCAUUCAUAUUCCACCCAGUCUUUUAAUAGUGUUUUUGCACUCCACUACAUAUCUUUUUGUGUUCCUUCCUAUUUGAACUGUGGUAGCAGUUUAGUGAGUUGCACAGUGUAGUUCACUAUAGAGAUUAUUGCCACAGAGAAUGGUUGUGGUAACUAUGAAGUUUGGGGACUGAAACUUCGUGGGAAAGAAAGAGAGACACUGAAGGAAUUGCACCACUCAUUGUACUUAAAAUGGGAAAAAAAAUCAUUUGUGAUUGAGUGUCUUCCAUUUUGUUUUUAAUUUUAUGGCUCCCAUUUGCGUCCUAAGCUGUGACUGUUACAUCAAAAGUAUGAUUUAGCAGUUGUAUCUUUUUUUUUAGUAAUGAAGACUGAUGACUUUGAAUGUUUGUAAUAUGGUAACAAACCAUUUAUGACAUACUUUCAUAAGUGCAGCUGGCUUUUGAAAGGCAUUUAUCGCUUCUCACUUCUCAGGGAAUGUUAGUGGCUAUGUGACAUGGAUGAUAUGUGGUUUUUGUAUAUAUGUAUAAAUUAUGUCAUGAAGGAACCAGUUACUUGGAUGUAUAAUGUAAAAAGAUUCUUAUACUUGUGACUAUCAUUAUAGUCUAUUUGACAAUAUUACUUUAGACUUCUGUCCAUUGUAAUUUCACUUUGCCUCAUCUGAACAAAAAUGAUGAAUGUUACAAAAAGUCUCUUUUGGAUGAAAUAGUGACUUGUCAAGUGGACAUUAUUGGUGGACAGGAUGAAGAAAAUUUCAGCCUAAGUUGUACAACCUAUAGUUGAAACAUGGCAGAAUGUUUAUAGAUUUGAAUAUAGAAUUUGUAUUUGCUUUUUUUAGACAUUUUUCUCAUUUAUUUUGGUAACACUUUAAUUUCACACAUUUAUUUUGAUACUUUUAAGCUUACAUAGGCUAACAGUUUCGUUGCAGCUACUAUCUGCUCUGUUCCCAUUAAAAAAAUGGAAUUGGUAGCAAUCCUUUUCAUAUAUUGUUCAAAUUUUAAUUAUGUUAAAAUAGUUUGUUACCACGAUAUAAAUAAAAAAAUCUUUAAAUAUGGACUAUAUGAAGCCACAAAAACUGUAUGUUGAGAGUGCACAAUAUUCUCGAAGUAGACUAUAAUGGGCUACAGCACAAUUGGACGUGGUUAUUUCAGUUCAGCAGUUCCGCAUGACUAUUGUGAGGAACUAGAAUUAUGCUGAGAGAGAGAGAGAGAGAGAGAGAGAGAGAGAGAGAGAGGCCAGUAAGUAACAAAAUUGCAGAACAGACUCCAAAUAGAGAAAACUCAAAGAGUGGGUCAUUGGUGGGAGACUUUGAUAAAAUACUGGUUGUCAGGUAACAGAUAUAGUAAUAUGUGAAAAUUCAGUGGUUAGGAACUUAACUGUUCGGUCAUGGAGUACCCAUUACAAGGCAAAUUUCAUGCAAAAACUUAGGCGAUUAAUGAAAUUUGGGAAGAUGGGGAAUAGUAAAGAAAUAACACUACAGUUCCAGGUAUUGAUUAUUAUUUUAAAAAAAUGAGAAUUUGCAAAGAAAAUAAAUAGUUGAACAAAAUGUAUAAAAAAUUACAAUGAUGGACAAAAAAUGGAAAAAGUGAAUAAUGAGACAGUUAACUGCAACAAGAGUGUGACUAUACCUUCAGAAAGAAAAUGAAGAAAAGAAGGUAGAGAGAAGAAAAGGGGGGUCAAGAACUUGAUUGUGGAUGACUGGUGAUGUGGAUGCAGAUGAGCAGUUAGUAGAGAAUUAUUGGGCAAUAUUUAAAGCCUGUCCAAUAUGACAUGAGAAGGCUUCAGCACUUGCUACUUUGAGUCUUCCGAAUUGUUUCAUAUGCUGCCACCCACAGAAUAUAAACUAUUGGAAGUUGUCUUGCAGUUCUUACUUUUAUCUUAUAGGCUCCAUGACCAUAACUUUUACAUUAGUAUCAUCAGCCCCUUUCAUCAUUCAUCAUUCUUUUCAACCCUAUAGCAUUCAUAUAAUUUGUUUCAAGGUUCUUCUCCUAUCUAGCCUCUUGUCAGUCAGUUUGAUGUGAUUUAUUCUCUAUGUUCAAUUGUUCAGCCGUUUACCCAUCCACAUUCAUGCUCUCAUCUUCCUCUAGGUUUUGGUGUUGUUGUCUUCUUCACUUUUUGUCCAUUUUCCUUCCUGUCUGCCUACCUUUCUUCAUUAUAACAGUACAUGUUUUUGUGUUUCAUCCUGUCACUACCUCUUUGUUAUCUGUGAUCAGAUUUUGCCCUCUGACCUCCUUUUUGGUUGCCCAGCUGCCAUGUUAUUCCUGUUUUUUGUGAGAUUCCUUUUUAUUGUUAUUCAAGCUGGUCCUUUUUUGUGUUUAUGUAUGAUUUCAUUUUGUGUUCAUUUACUCAAAUCCUUUCCUUUUGUGUCUCUCUCCUGUGUCAUUCAUAAGUUGUGGAAAUUAUCAAGCAUUUCCUUUGAGUAUACUCUGUAAAUUUCCUCUCAUCUCUCAUGAUGCUGUUGUCACCUAUGUUAUUAUUUCCAUUACAUGUUCACAUCUUCAGCCAUUUCCAUCUUAUAAAAUUCACACAUGCACAGAAAGUGUAAUGUAUUGUUAUAGCUCUUUCUGAAUGAUAAGAAUGAGACAUUGUAUUUUGUCCAUGAGAAUACAUCGUUAGAGACUAAGGACAGAUCUAGCAGUACAUGUACCAGUUAGUCUUGAAAAAUCAACGUGUUCCAGUUUCUAAUACAAUAAACAAAGCAGUUAUAUCACCUUGUUUUUAUUCCUUGUGCACUGCUUGAAUUGUGUUUGUUGGUUCUUGCAGUUAAUCAUUAAGCACAUCUGUUUUCAGUAAUGUAGUUCCAUUUGUUGAUCUGUUAUUUGUUACAUUCAUACUGCCUCUUUAUUUCCUGUAUUUCUUUCUGCCCUAUAUUUCUUAAGUGGUUCUUCAACAGGUAGAAAUUCCUUUGUUCUUGUUCUUUCUCUUCUAACAAAAAUUUCACUAUACAUUGUCUUAUCUUCAAGGGAAUGUGAACAUGGCCACUGUUAUAACAUUUUUGCCACCACUUUAAUAUCACAUGAUCUGAGUAACAAUAUUCCAACACAGUGGCCUAUUUGAAAGUUCGUGUAAGUUUUUUUAUGAACACUGUAAGUUUGAUGUAAACUUACUUGAGAUGAUUAUUUUGGUACAGUAGAUGUUGCUCAAGUUUCUUCUACAUCUUUUUUUACUUUAAAAUCUUCUGAGGUGGCUUAUUUCCUAGCCAGCUCUUUUUGUUAAUUUCUUCAGCUGUGGUUAAGAAAAUUCUGGCAGUAAUGAUUCUCUUGUCAACACAGAAAACAUGCGACGCAGUUUCAAUGCGGAAUAUCAGUAUUUUAUAACAAAGACAGCUGCUGCAGUAACUACCAGUUCUUCUCUCUCCUUUAUUUUUGCUGCACAACUUUAUGUAAUGGGUUGAGUUAGUGUGUUUCAACUCUUUUUUUAAAACAGGUGAAAAUUUGUUUUAAAAGUGCAACUAACCCAGAAAAUCAAACAAAUUACAGAAAUUGUUAUCAAAUUUUUUUGUAUAUGAUAAAACUUUAUCUAAUUGGCCAUUUCCAUGUGUAUUAUUUUUGGAUAGUGAUGUUAUUCACUUUAACACACUAUGAAAAGUUUUUUUUUUAAAAAAAAAAAAAAAAAACACGUGCUGCCUUAGGACUAUGAGGAUGGUGUUGGGUAUGACUGUCAGUAAAACACUGAAGAAGGAGGGGGGGGGGGGGGGAAUACCUAAUUCGCAGAAGUGGGGAUGAUUUUAUGAUGCACUAGUUCGUUAUUGUAGAGGAAUUUUCUGCUAACUUCUGUAAAGAGUGACAAGUGACCAGUAAAAUAAACAUCUACUUAACGGCGGUAGUUAUUUGGCCAUACUUUCUAUUUUUUAUUUUAGAUAUUUAUAUAUUGACAUUAAGGAUCAGUUAUGCUUGAUCUGUGGGAACUGCAAUAAAUAUCCUAAUUUGAUCUUGAAGAUUUAGAGAUGCUCCACAAUCCCUUCCAGAUGUUUCUUAUUCUCAUGACACGGUUGCUUUUUCACUCAAAGAACACAAUAGUCAGUCACUAAGAAGCUGUUUCUUCUUUUACUAAGUGAAAAAAAUGCCUUCAUCGAAUGUUUGACCCUCUUAAGCAUGAAAUUUGCUCAUAACAUGAUUCGCUACUUUCUCUUUUCCUAUGUGUCACCAAUGUUUUGAGAAUUUUCUUAUAAAUCGUAAACAGCUGUUUCAUUGUGAAACAAAGCUUAUGCUCCCGGUGCUGACAAGUGAUGUAGGAACUAUUUUUAAAGAGUAGUUAUUUUAUUUGUAAAAAAAUCAAUUAAUUUACUAGGUGUUAUUUUUAGAACUAUGGCCAGGAAAUGUUUGAGACAGACUUCAAGCACCUACAUGAACAAACUAUGUGCUUUUUAAUAAUUUUCCAGGUCUUUGGUGAAGCUUUCCACUUUCACUGUGGUUACUUUUAUGACGCUUAAAUAAUCUUACAAAACACACACACACACACAAUUCAGUCUUCUGUAAAAUUUGUAACUUCAAAACAACAUUGUUGAGUAAAUAAUUAAUGGAUAGGCAGUUUACAUUAAACAAACUUAUGUGUAGCACUUAAAGAACAUGGUUAGACAGCUGGGGUUGAACAGUGGUAAUGUAAUGAGCAGAACCACAAUGCAAUUUUACAGAUCAGCCAUUUUGAUUUAAAUUUUCAAAGAAUUUUGUGAAGUGAGUGAAGAAUUUCUUGUGGAGGAUUAUCUAUUUCUUUUCAUUUCUAACUGGAUGUGAUCAGUUAUUCAGGUUGUAGUAAUCUCACAGUCAGUAAGAUGUUGGGUAUUUGUCCACUUCAUUUAGGAACAAAAAAGAAAAACGAGUGUGGUAAAGAUACUGAAGUCUUUUGCACACACACAACAAAAGAAUUAUUAAAUGUGCUUUGAAACAACCGAUCCAAAUGGCUUGCUUGCUUUUGGUUGUCGUUAUCUUUUUCGAAAGUGAUAUGAUGAAAUGUGUUUGGAUUCAAUGUUGUACUGGAUUUAUACAAAAGGAAAGUUGAUUUUUAUAAUUGUACAUAAAGCUCUGGAUAGUUUUACUUCCAUGCACUCGGUGAUCACAUCAUUCUGUGAUUUCACUUGAGAAAAUAUGAUUUCAUGCUGAAAUUUUCAAGAAUCGUCAGUCGUUAAAAAUUCCUUGAAAUUUUAAUUGGUAUUUUUGACUUAUUCUUUUAACAACAAGGGGUUAAUUAAUUAAACGAGGAGAAUGCUCUGGAAUUUACUAGGCUUAUUCUGUCUUUAAUAUUUUGUUCCAUAGAACGUAACAUACUGAGAAAAUGACCAUAGACACAGGAAAAUUAAUGUAACUGUGUUUUCAGUUACUUGUUUUCAAUUUCAUUGAUGAUGCACAUUUGAAAUACAGUCGUGUUGAGCCUCAGUACCACAAUUCUUACCAUAACAGUUAAUGUAGUUCAGUUUGAUAAGGAUUUUCUGUAUUUAAUAAUGAUUUUUUUGGACCUUUUGUCUUUAUGAGUGUAAACUUAUGCAACAAAAUCUGCUUUCAGUUGAGACUGUUGUCUCUGGAAUAUGGAAGCUGAUCAAUGUACCGUCUGAAUGUUAUGUGGCAGUUUUGCGUUUCUGGACAAUAUUCACAUUGCAUGUUGGAUUAUGAUAUUAAAUUGCUAUCUUUUGGCUAUAUCUGAGUAAAACUGGUAUCAUGUAAUUUGAAAUAUGUAACUCAUACAUGGGAGAGGAUAUUUAUGGCUUUUGGUGUAACGUUUUGUGUCUGUCAAAUUUUUUAUGAAUUUCGUGUACAAAGGAAUAGGCUUUGGAACAAUGCACUAUGAUAUGUUCCUCAUUCAUUCCUAAUUCAUGUGGAUUCAGUGACGAGGAAAAUGAAAGUUGUCAACAUCAGGAACUGAAGCUGAUUGAUGAACAGUGACAUAACAGUUAGUCCUUUAGGUGGUGAUUAAACAUUUCUGUUCUUUUGUAAUCUUUAUUUAUGUUAAACUUAAAGACAAAUGACAUGUAACAUUUCCCAACAGCAUGCCACUUCGCAUAAGAUAUGAGGAAAUUUUUGACCAAAUUCAUGUUAUACAAAACAAGUGACGUCAUCACCUUUAAUGAAAUGUCUAACAUAGGAAGAAAACAAAAUGUGUUAUACAUAUUCUAGAUGGUGUAUUGUAUCAUGAAUAGUAACCAUGAAGAAUAUAUAGCAAACUUAGGGUUUCAUGUUUUCUAAUUUUUCCCGUUUGGUACCACGCAUUAAAAACCAAUAUGUGAAAUACCAGAGCCGUGAAAUACUGGUGAAAUUGCAGUGGGAAAAUAUCUUUCUUUCCAUUGUAUGUCCUCCCUGUUUGUCGAUUUUAUCUAAUGACAUAGAGGUUGUGUAGAAGAAAUACUAAUUAUUAGUGGUUUUUGUGUAGUGUUGUGCAUUAUAUUAUGAAUAAUGCUUAAGUUUGUGAGAGAUAAAAAGAAAAGUGAUGCUCUUCCUAUCUAAAUUCUUGAACUGUGACUAGAUCUGCAGGGGAGGGGAAAUAAAGUAGUCAAUCACACCCUAGUAAUUGUACCCUAAGAAAACAUAUGAAGUGGAAAAUUUUGUGGUAGGAUUAAUUCAGCGUAAAAAGCAGGAUUUAAUUUUGAGACUGUUACUGUUUAUAAUAAUUACAUUAAUUUUUCCAUUCAGAUUGUAAAGAUUUUAGUUGAUCUUUGAGAUGAACUCUUUUAUGAGAACUGAUACUGGUAUGAUCCAGCUGGUUAUCAUUUACAUGAAGGUGCUUAGGACCUGGGAGCACGAUGGUUUGCUGAUUGGUUAGAGCACUAUGGUAUCGUUAUGAACAUUGAAAGAGACAAGAAGUGUGAUUUUGAAUCUGUUUUGUAGCAAAUAAAUCCUUCAAAAAAGAAAAAUAAAGUAAAAUACAAACAUUACUCUGCCACAAUUACAUUAAUUAUGUGGAAAAAAUAAUUCCUGUCCUUCCGUUUGUCCAACUUUGGUCACUGAUGUAAAAUGUGUGUAUAUUAGGAACAUAUUGUUAAUUGUAAUCCCGAAAGUUAUACAAUUAUUUGAAUUUAUUUAAAAGGUUCCGCUGUUGUGGAACUGCUGAUACGCUGUUGUGGUUUGCUCCAAAAAUUUUGUGGGCUCUAUGAGUGUCUUGGAUUAUAUCUGCAUAACUUUGUAUGACCACAGGGCCAUAGGCACCAUUAUUGUGUAAGUGGACAUUUCCUCUUCCCUUGUACAUAAAAGUUUUCAGUGUGCAAUUCUGAAACAGAUUUCUGGUAUUGUGUGGGUCAGAUUUCUUAUUUACAAGGUAAUUAAAAUUUAACUACCAGAAAAUGAGUUUUGUGGAGUAUUCAGCUGCAAUGGAGAAACUUGUAUGACUCAAAACAUACUGUGUGAACAGUUGUACCUAUUGAUUGAAGGUGAAAGUUUGGACAUAAAAAAUGAUACAAUAUUCAAUAAAUAUCUGUGUGUAUCAACUGAAGUGAAGCUCUCUGAUGUAAUGUUUGGAAUUGUUAGUUUCCAAGCUGAGUUGUUUUUGUAUUGGUUGUAAAGAGCAACAAAAAGCGAUCAGAAUAUAGUUUGCACUACUCACUCUCAGUUACGCAUUAAAAUUGAUUAAUGUCUGGUUUUUGGAUUGCAAGCAUCCAUUAUGAAGCUUCAAAGAGAGAUGAAAUCACCAUUUUGUAGCUAUUUCAAAUGUUAUAAUGGAUGUUUGCCAACCAAUACCAGUUUUUAGUCAAUUUGAAUGAGCACGUGAUGCUGAGUACUACAUUCUAUUGCCAUGCAUUGUUUUAACUGGACUAUGAGUUAAAAUGAUUUAACUUACUUUGUUUCCUGACUAGCAUAGUUUUGCCUGUGUUUUUCCACAGACCAGCUGGCCUCCAGCUCAUUGACAUUAACACAAUUGUGAACUCUACUAUUAGACAAAACAUGAUAUUUAUGAAAUACUUCAAACUCUCUAGUGUACCAACUUUUUGAUAUAAGGCAAAUAUUUGCCUAUCAGUGCAAAGUGGGAAGAAUCUACAAAUGUGAUCUGUAGAAGCUUUGUCUCCAUUCAAUGGCAGUGUCGUGUAUUCCAUUACAGCUAUUCAGAUGAGGAAACUUGUUAGUUAUAAUCUUACGUUGAUAGAUAAUCUGAAUAGGUUCAUAUACUGGCAUUAAUGGAAUUGAUCAUAUAUAUAUAUACACAAUGUGCAGAGUUCCCUAUUGGAUUUUUCAUGUUACUAUCACUGUUACAAAUUGCCCAAAUUUAUAGAAAAUUUGACAAGUUUAUACAUAUAGGCCCAACAACUGGAGUUUAUUAUAGUGCACUAUGUGGGGUCUAGAACAAGCGUUUUCAUAUGUUACAUUGAAAACAUUAUUUUUUUAUGGCCAACUGUGUGGCAUUCCUGUAUACAUAUUGCAGUUGAAUUUUAUGUACAGAAACUUAAGUCGAUAACAUGAGAAUGUUUCCCUGCAUACAUAAAUAUGUGGAAGUACAUUAAUUUCAUAUCGUUCAAGAAAUUAAAUUUUCUUGUUACUGAAUUUCAGACUUGUAAAUUGUUUGUUGUCCCACCCCAUUUCAUCUCUCCUCUUUUUCACCCUCCCUAUCUUCUUCUGUAACAUUCACUUCCUCUUCCAUUAUCCCUUCUGCUCUCUUCCUGUAUCCCUUUCUUCUCCACUUCUUCCUCUCAAUUCUUCCUUCUCUGUAACUUUAUCCCCCCCUCUCAUUGCUUCUCCCUCUCCACUUCUUCACCCCCCCCCCUCCCCCUGAUCUCCAUCCCACACACUCCGACACUUCCUCUGUUACAACAUCCUGCUCUCCUGCCCAGCCUCCUUGCUAUAGAUGCUAUUCUCUCUCCCGUCCUUCCUCCCUCCCCGUCUCCCCCCUUUCCACCCUCCAUCCCCUCUCCUCUCCUGUAAUAGUGUGUACUUUGAACUAUUUUUCUCUUUGUCUGCAUUUUCUCAGCAGUCAUUGUUACAUUACCUGACAUUGACAUUGAUAUAUGCAUCAUCCAUUCUCCAGUGCAUAGUCUCAGUCCCUUUAAUGUAAGGUAUAUUCAGAACAUACUUAACUAACAUUUCUAUUUCAUGCACACAUUGCCUAAAAAUAUUUUUUGUAAACUUGAGGAGAACCUCAGUGUAUUGUCUACUUUUUGUUUUGAUAUUUAUGUAAUGUUAUUCCUAGAAUUUCAAGAUAAAUGCUCUGUGAUGUAAAAUUAUGGCAGUAUGCCUUGUGUUCAAAAUUAGUUCUUUGAUAAGCAUUUUGACAAAAUUGGUUACGCUUUUAACAUAUGAACUUAUGCCAAGUGAUUACUGGAAAAUUUGUAAUGGUUCUUUUACGGAGCCAGGGUUGUUUACCUUACAGGUAUUCUGUUAAUACUGAUUCUUAGAUUCCUGCUAUUUUCUCUAGGUUCUUGAUAGAGACACUACUUUCCUCAUGACCCAACUUAUAUUUUUGUCAGCCUUCUACAAAAGUAAACUUGUGAUUCAAGCUUGCUGUAGAGAACCAUGUUUCAGUAAGAGUGUAACAGAUGUUAAAUUUGAUCUUCAAGAUUAUUUAUACAUUGUGACAAAAUUGCUAUCUUUGCACAAAAUGAGGAACGUGGGAAACAAAACUUCCAUUUUACAAAUAUUUGAUUCAUUGCACAUAUAUUCUUCAUUGGUAGGUCACUGUUAUUACCAAUAUUAACUUCAUUUAUCUUGUUACUCAUGUAUAGGAAUUUCUGCUUGAAAUAUGCACGGUAGGAACAAUGUUUUGUCAUAUAUGUACAGUGUUAUGAAAGUUCAUAAGAAAUACUAACACAGUUUAUUUUUAUAUUAGUUCUUUUUUAUGUGGCUCUGAAAUGCUUAGAGACAACUUCAUGGUGGAAUAUGAAUGCUGCUAAUUAAUACACAUUAAAUGACAUAAGCAAUAAUUAUAGAUUGCAAAAAAUGUAAAAAAUUCAGUAUAUUUGUGAUAUGUGGAUGUUAUUUCUGUUACAACUGCACAUACUGACUGUUCUCUACCUCUGUGUUGCCAUUUGAGAUGUGCUCCUCUUAUUCCUUAUUUCAUUUUACUGCAACUCUGGUGCUGUAUGUUGUAAUACUUAAAUUUUAUCUAGUCAGACAAGAAGGAACAAGGGAACAUACCACAUCUUGGUGUCAUCUUGGUAGAUUUGUGAGAGUAAUGUGACAAAACUGUCCCAGGUUUUUUUAGGAUGACUCAUGCCACUAAUAUUUGCAAAGAAAAUGCAAUUUUUUAUUGGCAGUUUCAUCUUCAAUACUACAAGACUUAAAACUUGAGAAAGCUUUGUAAUAUAGCUAUACUGUCAAAACACCCAUUUACACUUCAUGUAAGUAAUUGUUCAAACAAUAUAGGGCACAUGAUGAACUCCUCUCUAUUCCUUAUUCAACUGUGGUUUGAUUUCUUUGAUGAAAACAAAGUGUUAUAUUUGAAGUAAUGUUUGAAACAAAGCAGUAAUUUGUACUGCUUAAGUACUUAAAAUUUGUGAACUGAUUUUGAUGUUGCGCUUUCAAUAUUAUGAUGUUUAGAUUUGUUGUUCAAAAAUGACAGUGCAAAGCAUUGGAAAAAAUUUUAUGUACAAAUUUUCAGAAUACAAUUGAGAUUAUUUUUAAUACAGCUAUUUUAAUAGUGUACAAAUGAAAACAGAAAUACUUGACUAUGUAUGUAAAUACUAAAUAAAUAUUGCAAAAUGAGAUGAGUGUAUUUGAAGUGAAAUGCAUUGUGUAUAUGUAAUGAAUAUAACUGUUUUAUCAUCUAAUUCAUUGCUGUUGCUAUCUGUCCCAGUUUUCUUUGUGAGUGUUAAAUACAUAUUGAAAUUUUAA